AGUCUUAUGAACGGUCACACUUCAUUUCUCGAAAUGAAUGUUUCAAAAUGCUCGUGUAUUUAAAUCGAUUUUUAAGAUUCAAAGUCAACGCCACCGCCGCCAGGCUGCCAUGCAACUGAACUCGACGUCGAGUCGGCAACAAUUAGUGAUAUGAGCUUGUGUUUUCACUGUGGCAAAACAUUAAAAUCAGCAGUGAAUUUUAAAAGUUAGUGUUAAGUGUGCAACUGGUGCGAAAUUCUAAGUAAAACAAAACGGUCCACGCCAUAGGAACAACAACAAAAACAACCGAAAAAAAAGGGCUGCGCAAAAACGUAAACAAAAGCAAGUAGAAAACGGAGCAAAGGAAAAGGCAAUAUCAGAAGUAAAACCAAAGGAAAGCCAGAGGAAAACAAAGCCACGAAAGCGGAGAACAAAGAGGGGAGCUGCAAACAGAACGGAAGUGGAGAGGGGAGGCAGUGCGACAGAGGACCAGGAAGAGAGAAGGAGCAGCAGCAACCGAAGCAGAAGCGCAAAACAGAAUCCGUAAAAUGGACUCGGACAAUGACAACGAUUUCUGCGAUAAUGUUGAUUCGGGCAACGUUUCCUCGGGCGACGACGGAGAUGACGACUUCGGCAUGGAUGUGGACCUCCCAAGUUCCGCGGAGCGCCAGCUGGACCAAGACGACUUCCAGUACAAGGUGCUCACCACCGACGAGAUUGUGCAACACCAGCGGGAGAUCAUCGACGAUCUCAAUCUGGUGUUGAAGCUCCCCACACCCACUACGCGGAUACUGCUGAAUCACUUCAAGUGGGACAAGGAGAGGCUCUUAGAAAAGUACUUCGACAGCAACCCCGAGGAGUUCUUCAAAUGCGCACACGUCAUAAAUCCUUUCAAUAACGCCACCGAAGCGGUCAGACAAAAGACCACACGAAGUCAGUGCGAAGAGUGCGAAAUAUGCUUUGUACUGCUCCCGGCAGAUACCAUGACCGGGCUGGAGUGCGGACACCGAUUCUGCAUGACCUGUUGGCGCGAGUAUCUGACAACGAAGAUCUUGACGGAGGGUCUGGGCCAGUCAAUUUCGUGCGCGGCGCACGGCUGUGAUAUCCUGGUGGACGACGUGACCGUCACCAAGCUGGUGCUGGACGCACGGGUGCGGGUCAAGUACCAGCAGCUGAUCACCAAUAGCUUUGUGGAGUGCAACCAGCUGCUGCGCUGGUGUCCGUCCGUCGACUGCACCUAUGCGGUGAAGGUGCCGUAUGCGGAGUCACGUCGCGUCCACUGCAAGUGCGGCCAUGUCUUCUGCUUCGCCUGCGGCGAGAACUGGCACGAUCCGGUCAAGUGUCGCUGGCUGAAGAAGUGGAUCAAGAAGUGCGACGACGACUCAGAGACGUCCAACUGGAUCGCGGCCAAUACCAAAGAGUGUCCCAAGUGCAGCGUGACCAUCGAGAAGGACGGCGGCUGCAACCACAUGGUGUGCAAGAACCAGAACUGCAAGCACGAGUUCUGCUGGGUCUGUCUCGGUUCCUGGGAGCCGCACGGCUCGUCCUGGUACAACUGCAAUCGCUACGACGAGGACGAGGCCAAGACCGCCCGCGAUGCACAGGAAAAGCUGCGCUCCUCGCUGGCCAGAUACCUCCACUACUAUAAUCGCUACAUGAACCACAUGCAGUCGAUGAAGCUUGAGAACAAAUUGUACUCAUCUGUGAAGCAGAAAAUGGAGGAGAUGCAGCAGCACAACAUGUCCUGGAUUGAGGUGCAAUUUCUGAAAAAGGCUGUCGACAUACUUUGCCAGUGCCGUCAGACUCUCAUGUACACAUACGUAUUUGCGUAUUACUUGAAAAAGAACAAUCAAUCCAUGAUAUUCGAGGAUAAUCAAAAGGACUUGGAGUCGGCAACCGAGACGUUGUCCGAGUAUUUGGAACGUGAUAUUACAUCCGAGAAUUUGGCUGAUAUUAAGCAGAAAGUGCAGGAUAAAUACAGGUAUUGUGAAAAGCGGUGCUCUGUUCUACUGAAGCACGUGCACGAGGGCUACGAUACGGACUGGUGGGAAUACACAGAAUGACGCGAGUCAUGGCUGGAUAACUAAGCUAAGCUGAGCGGCAGGCAGUCGGAGUGGAGUUCAAUGCCCGCUAAACGCCUCCCCAUCCAGCAUCCAGAAUGCACCAACCACUAUCCCUCAUCCACAUAACCAACACCCACCCACACAGAAACCGAAGCCGAAGAAGUUGAACAGAAGUUAGGGAUAAAGCAGAAGCUACAUAGAAAGGCAAAACGAAAGAAACGCAAAACUCUUACAGAAUGAACCCCAAACACAAGAUGCAAUGCGAAAAGAGAAACCAUUUCAGAAUAAUUGUGAAAACAGAGAGAACUCUAUAUUAAAUCGUAAUAUAUAAAUAUAUAAUUAUAUAUAUUUUUCUUCGUAAUGAGCAGCAGCAUCAGGAGCCUAUGCAGGACAGGAUCAGAUAGACACACACUCGGACACACCACACUCACACAACCAGUCACAAGGAUCAGCAGCAGCAGCAUAUAUAUAUAGUAAAUAAUCAACAGUUACAAACUUAUUUGAUGUUAACCGAUUGCAAAGAGAUCUUCAUGUUAUCAAAAACUAAAGAAAAACGAUACAAAAAGCAAAAAAAUUAGUGAAUUCAAAGCUCCACGGAUGAGAAACCAACAAUAGAACCUAAACGUAUGUGAAAUAAACUACACAUGUAAGCAGAAACACUUGCCCAGCUUCCUUUCCACCUGCCCAACUUCCUUCGACCUUUCAAUGUCCCCUUUUAAAUCCCGUUCAGGCUUCAAGUUAGCGUUAUUGUUCUUUAGUUCCAAUCUCAGUCCCAGUUCGAAUUUAAAUUUCGAAUUUCUUCCAGUUCGUUAAGCCUUUUUAAAUUGAUUUGCUUUUUAUUUUUCUGUUUUCUGUUCAAUAAACAAUUGUGCUUAGCAUAUAUGGAACGGAAACUAUUCCGGUUCGAUCGGA
Messenger RNA from Drosophila rhopaloa, 2954 nucleotides. RefSeq names its product E3 ubiquitin-protein ligase ariadne-1 (gene ari-1). The coding region runs from base 528 to 2042 and encodes 504 amino acids. Lineage: Eukaryota; Metazoa; Arthropoda; Insecta; Diptera; Drosophilidae. The record is from RefSeq and is a predicted model, not a curated record. Gene Ontology annotation, biological process: protein polyubiquitination; positive regulation of proteasomal ubiquitin-dependent protein catabolic process; ubiquitin-dependent protein catabolic process. Gene Ontology annotation, molecular function: ubiquitin protein ligase activity; ubiquitin conjugating enzyme binding; zinc ion binding. The transcript is spliced from 8 exons. Gene Ontology annotation, cellular component: ubiquitin ligase complex; cytoplasm; nucleus.